GAGGCUAGAUGUCUUGGAGCGCUUUAAUUCAUCAUGUGGUUGCCAAAUGUGGCACAGCUGUGGGUUGCCCUGUGCUUGUAGGAUAGAAAAGUACAUGCGUGAAGAGCGUCCGAUUCAACUCGAAGACAUAGACGUCUUCUGGCGGAAACUUAACUUCCAAAGUUGUAAAUUGAUAGACGACUCACUUGACGUGGUCGAAGAGCUAGAUGUUGUUAGACAACAAUUACAGUCGCACCCCCCAGCUCAGCAAAAAAGCCUGCUUUCAAAGAUUAAAGCGGUGUUGACUCCAACGAAAUCUACCAAGAAACCACCGGUUGUCCAACAAAAUACUCGUGGCCGACCAACAACAAAGCAGGUACAAGAAAGGUUGGACGAGGCCUCUCGUAUAGAUGAAGAAUUGAGGAGAAGCUCCUUCGGUGAUGCAAACACGUGCUUUGAAGGUCACGUUAUUCGAGGUCGUGCCGCAGGAGCUGCGCUACAUCCGGAUGUACGAGCCAGGCUUGACAGGCUCGACGAUUUGAAAAUACUCUUAGGUAUUCUGUCGAAAUAA
Helianthus annuus (common sunflower) is the source of this 550-nucleotide messenger RNA. RefSeq lists its product as uncharacterized. The transcript has 3 exons. Lineage: Eukaryota; Viridiplantae; Streptophyta; Magnoliopsida; Asterales; Asteraceae. The coding region runs from base 47 to 550 and encodes 167 amino acids. The record is from RefSeq and is a predicted model, not a curated record.